Molecule: messenger RNA, 1017 nt
Organism: Miscanthus lutarioriparius
Lineage: Eukaryota; Viridiplantae; Streptophyta; Magnoliopsida; Poales; Poaceae
Source: the annotation of a GenBank genome assembly
AUGGCCGCGGGCCGCGCCUCUUCCAACCCUGGCGAGUCCUCUAAUGCGCCGGCUGUUGAGGACACCGCGGAGCUGGAACGCGCAACGGCAACGACGAGGCAGGCUCGCAGCGACGACUUUGACAGUCCGGGUACGCGCUUUCAAACCUUUGUUCUGUUAAACUAUCGCUGCCCGGUUGUUAGGCCUCUUUGCUUCCUCCUUGUUCCUCCUGUCGAUCUGUGGAUUUCUCAAUCCAAUGGGGGUUCUUCGGCUCCCCCUGCCUUGGUUAGCAACGCCCUGAGCUACCACUUCUGUGGUCCUCUGGAAGCUUUUCGGGUCACGCCCUGCUCUGCUUUCCUCUUCUCCAUUAGUGUCGCUACGGAAUCUGUCAAAAAUCACCUCUGUAGAAUUGGUGUAAUUGCCAUUCAGGGCAUCAUCUUCCACCUCCAUCCGGACGCCGCCGCCGCUCGCUCGUUUCUUGACUUUCUUCGGCGGCCCGGCAACGGUGUGCCCAUUUCAAAAUUUGAAAGUAGCACUGUUGCCUUUUCUGACAACGGACAGUCGCCAAGGCCCAUUCCGGCACCUCAGCCCAGUCUAGGCAACGGUGCUUUGGGGGCCGAACAGCCCAACGUUACUUUAAAGCCCGGUCAAGAAGUCGGCAACUUGGGUGCCUUCGCCCAGUCUAUCUUCUCUGCCCCUGUCAGCGGCAGGUUUGACUCGUGUCACCAGCCUGACGGGCCCUCCCCCAUGCAUUCUCUGAUCGAGGAUAUCCCAAUUCCUCAUUUUCCUCGUAUUAACGCUGAGACGUCCCAUCGCCCGCUUCCUCCGCUCUCUACUACUACGGUCGGUGCUGCUACUGCUGUAAAAAUCCUGACGACGGAUGGUGAGCAGGGUGCGGACUCACCACCCGCUCAUGACUGGAAUCGCCCCCCUGCCCUCCACCUCACCUCCCCGGUUCAGUUUGAAGCUCCACGUUACCAUGCCUAUAGGGGCUAUGAGAUGGCAGGGGCGCAGCUGAACGGCAUGAUCAAACACUGA